AUGUCUAGCGAGAAGAAGAUCAAGAGGGCGCUGGUGGAGCAGCUGCUGGAAGCAAAGUCCCGGUCGGGCAAGACGCUCACGAUGAUCGCAGCCGAGACUGGGCUCACGAAUGCGUAUGUGGGGCAGCUCUUCCACCGCCAGGCUCAGCUUCACCCGGAACAAGUGAGUCCCCUCCGGAAUGCCGUGCCAGGGCUCUCGGAUGAGCUCCUCGAGAAGAUGCGAGCCCCCCCACUUCGCUCCUACGAACCGACCCUCAUCCAGGAUCCCACUGUUUAUCGAAUGUCCGCAGUUGGUUUCUUCUGCGAGGUGAACAAAAUCCGAGGCAAAGAGGGUGAAGACCGGGUGCAAAUCACGCUCAAUGGGAAGUUCCUGCCUCAUAUCGUUCAGAUUGUUACGUAA
This is a messenger RNA of Selaginella moellendorffii, 399 nucleotides long. RefSeq names its product cyanate hydratase-like. Gene Ontology annotation, molecular function: DNA binding; cyanate hydratase activity. Lineage: Eukaryota; Viridiplantae; Streptophyta; Lycopodiopsida; Selaginellales; Selaginellaceae. The record is from RefSeq and is a predicted model, not a curated record. The transcript has 3 exons. Bases 1 to 399 code for a protein of 132 amino acids.